Carassius auratus (goldfish) is the source of this 1994-nucleotide messenger RNA. Its product is annotated as neural proliferation differentiation and control protein 1-like. The transcript has 9 exons. Gene Ontology annotation, cellular component: membrane. The record is from RefSeq and is a predicted model, not a curated record. NCBI's taxonomy places the organism in Eukaryota, Metazoa, Chordata, Actinopteri, Cypriniformes, Cyprinidae. The coding region runs from base 265 to 1239 and encodes 324 amino acids.
GAGCUCAUUCAUCCUCGCGCUGCUGCAUGUAGCUGUUCUAAUCUGUCCUGUAGCGUGUCUAUCAGCCUCCUCCCUCCUGCCGCUAUCUCCUCUAUCUUUAGCUCUGUACAACGCGGGCACCGGUUUAACGCUCUUCUUGAGUUAAAGCUUGCAUCUUUAUUCGGGCCGGUUUGUCUCUGUCGGUCGUGUACGACCCACACAGAUGUGAGAAUGACACUCCGGAGCUCUCAUCUGGUAUCCUGGACUUGAGAAGCGCGGUGAAGGAUGUUGUUUUGCCCGAGCCGGAGCGCACGGCGAGCCCGGGCCUCCCUCAUUCUGCCCGGGGUGUUGAUCUGCGUAAGCCUCGCCGCCGUCGGUGCGACUGUGCCUGCAAACAAGUGCCCCGAUCACAUAGACUGUGCCAGAAAGGGGCGGCACUUCUGCAAGCCCGGCUCCUCCUGCUGUGGCCCCUGCCUCACCCCGUUGGAGGAAGAUGAAGCAGGACGUUGUGUUUCUCACCGUACACACUUUCCCCGGGACCACCAUCACGGUAUUUCCACAGCCUCCCAUCCUGUCGUUGAUGAAGAAAUCGACUAUCUGUCCUCUGUCAUUGCCAAGCAGCAAAUGUUACAAGUCAAACAGCCAGACUCUCGCUCUCAGUCUUCUCCGCAAUCUCAGUCAGAAUCGAAGCAGAAGAGUCUGUACAAAGCCACAACUGUAGAACCAGCGACCAGUGGACCUUUGAUGCCAACGCACCAGACCCCUAAAUCUCCCACACCAGUCACAAACUCAUCGGACCGCCACGGGCCGAUCAUCUCCCCCCACUCUUCCAGGGACAGCCUGCUAGUCUUGAUGAUAUCUUUAUGCAUCAUCAUGGGAUCCAUGGCGCUCAUCAUCGCUGCCGUCUGCUGGAUCAGGGUACAGAGAGAAACUCGUCUGGCUCAGAAAGUUGAUUACCCUGCCUUUCAUGCUGCAGGCCCUAAUAAUAAUCAUACUUCAUCUGGGGAUGCAAAUCUGGCUCACAGUGCUCAGAUGUAUCACUACCAGCAUCAGAAACAACAGAUGCUUUCAAUGGACAAACAUAAAGCAGAACCUAAAGUCUCCGAGUCCGGGGCCACAUCAGAUGAGGAGAAUGAAGUGGGAGAUUUCACUGUGUACGAGUGCCCUGGACUGGCACCGACUGGAGAGAUGGAAGUGAAAAACCCACUGUUUGACGACUCCACGUUGCACUCCCAGAGAAAUGGACACUCCCACAACUGACCUGGACACACACACACACACACCUGCAUACGUUUAGAAUAAGUCUAACACUGCAUCCGUUACACCACACACAAAUGAAAAAACUAUGACUGUUUUUUUCUGGAAAAUCUCAGAACAAAGUGAGAAAAAACACCCAAACAUAAGAUACUGAAGAAGAUGGUAUGUAGUCAACCGUAAAUAAAAGUAAAAGACAGCAGUGGUUAAACAGUUUUCUUUUUACUCAGAUGCACAUAUAUGAAAUCUGAAAGAACUCCUUCACCGCAAACUCUCAGUGGAAACUCAGACCGGCCUUUUAAUGCGGUUUCUUUGCACCACAUCUGCAUUCUUUAAAUCUGGGGUUGGUUUUCUCAUCUUUUUAUGUCACCUCCCUUUUAAAACCGAUUCUCUAUUAUCUCUAUCUUUUUCAGCUAGAUGUCAUUUUUGAACCAGUCUUCAUGUUUUUGGGCAAAGCGGCCUCCAGCAGCACCUCUUCUGAUUAUUGUGUAUAAGAAAUACACAGUAUUUCUUUCUCCUCAUCUGAGAAUUAUUUUUUAUUUAAUUAUAUAAUAGUAGUGUCAGGAAAUUAAAUAUUAGUUAAACUAAAACAGAGAGACAUUGAGGUUCCUGUGCUCAAAUCACUUUAGUGUAAAUAAAUAAACUUAAAUGUAUUAUAUUUUACUUUCUUAAAGUGUAUGGGUGAAGAUGUUAUUGCAUAUGAGCUAUAAAACAAUCACACUUUUUAAAUACAUUAGCUGUGAUUACGGUUAAGAUUCAUG